AUGUUUAAAUUGCAGAGAAAUGGCGUGCGGUGGCUGUCACGGUCAGCACGUGUGCUGAAUGAAGCUUCAAAACCAAAGAAAGAGCUCCCGAGACUGUCCAUGGAGGAGUAUCGGACUUUGCGUGAAGAAUAUUACAACGCCAAAAACAAAAUCAGACGACAAACGGCAACGAAUUACUCCGUUUCUCUAUUUCUUGUAUUUAUGACCCUAUCGUUCGCAUCCGUUCCGUUAUACCGGGUGGUUUGUCAGAAGACAGGAUGGGGAGGAACUCCAAUGACAGACAGCUCCAAGUUCACCCCUGAUAAAUUGGUCCCCGUGGACACUGAUAAAAAAAUAAGAGUUUCAUUCACCGCCGAAACAUCACGGAAGUUACCAUGGAAAUUUGUUCCGCAGCAACGUGAAGUGUAUCUCGUUCCCGGUGAGACCGCCUUGGCUUUCUACAAGGCAAAGAACGUUUCGUCCAAAGACAUUACCGGUAUGGCUACCUAUAGUGUUACCCCAGAUCAUAUUGCACCAUACUUCAAUAAGAUCCAGUGUUUCUGUUUCGAGGAACAGAGACUCAACGCCGGAGAAGAAGUCGACAUGCCGUUGUUCUUCUUCAUUGAUCCGGAGUUCUCCCAGGACCCGUCCAUGAGAAACGUUGAGGACAUCGUUUUGCAUUACACCUUUUUCAAAGCUACUCAUGACGAAUCGCACGAGCAAAUCAUGGCCGAAGCUCAGAAGAAGAAAGAAGCUGAAAAGUCCGCAAAUAACUAA
Molecule: messenger RNA, 756 nt
Organism: Ogataea philodendri
Lineage: Eukaryota; Fungi; Ascomycota; Pichiomycetes; Pichiales; Pichiaceae
Exons: 1
Coding region: 1-756 (251 amino acids)
Cellular component (GO): mitochondrial inner membrane
Molecular function (GO): copper ion binding
Source: RefSeq, a predicted model, not a curated record